UGAGCAACCUCUGUCUGCGGGCUCCUGCAUGUCACUUGGAUCCGUCAAGCCCUCGGCACACAAGCACUCCCUCUUCUCUCAACUUGCUAGGACGCGAAGCAAGCAUUUCUUCAGAUCCACCAAACCCUUGCCGACAUGAUAAAUAUCGCCUCGCUUCUCGAGAGAGGCAAUCCGAAUGGGUCCUCCAUGUGUCCCGCUCAGCAGCCACCAUCCGCCUCGUUCCCCGCGGCCGCAGCCGUAACGGUGGCCCCAAAUGGCCCGCCACCGGCUCCUUUCGCCGUAGCAGCUGGCCCGUCACCCCUCGGCGUUAUAGGUGGGGCCGGAGCUAGCAGACAAAGUGUUUCCGUUGCACCUGGCUCCGCGGAACCACAAGCGGCGGGGUCAGAUUUGCAACCUAGGAGCACUACUGGGAAACGAAGCGUGCCACCGCGCACGGCCGAGCCACCGGCAAAGAAGCAGAGCAAGUGGUCGGGUGAGGAGGACGCCCGGCUCAUCCAGCUCCGUGGCAGGAACAUAAAACAGAAGGGCGUCUCUACGCACCUUUUGGGCCGGAGCUCCGUCAGUUGUCGUCCUGAAAGACACAACGAGUGGAGUGAGGAGCAUAAGAAUACGCUCGCACGGUUGUACGAGAAGCUCAAACACGAGAUGUGGACGAAGCUGGCCCAAGAACUGGGAGUCCCCUGGCGUGCCGCCGAGGCUAUGCACUGGUAGCUAGGUGAGGCUGAUAUAGAGAGGCGCGCGCGACUGGUUUCAUUCUCUAUAUUUUCGAACGAACCGAACGGCCGACAACGAAUCUCCCCCGUCCCCACGGCCACGGCCACUCCCAGUCACACGAUCGCCUACUAGGCGACUCCGC
Thermothelomyces thermophilus ATCC 42464 is the source of this 856-nucleotide messenger RNA. RefSeq lists its product as uncharacterized. Lineage: Eukaryota; Fungi; Ascomycota; Sordariomycetes; Sordariales; Chaetomiaceae. The transcript has 2 exons. The coding region runs from base 136 to 711 and encodes 191 amino acids. The record is from RefSeq and is a predicted model, not a curated record.